CUUGGGUGAGCCGGUUGUGUCCCAGCCUCAGGCCUCCAGUCCUGAGUCUGGGUCCUUGGGGCCCCCACUGUCAGAGGUCUUGCCCCCUCCCAUAGGAAGGAGCUGCUGGACCCCAGGGUCUGGACCCAGGAGGGAAGAAGCACUAACGUCCACUUGCCAGCCAGGGUGUGGCCUGGGGCAGCCCACUCCCCCCAGGAUGUCCCUGCCCAAGGCUGACAAGCAGGAGGAGGAUGGUCUGCGGGCAGCCCAGGAAGCCACCCACAAGCCUGACACCGGCAUGGUCCCUGCGGCCCCCAGGAUACCCAAGAAGUUCUCCAAGCUCGUCCUGCUCACCGCCGCCAAAGACAGCACCAAGGUGGCAGGGGCCAAGCGCAAAGGGGUACACUGCAUCAUGUCCCUGGGGUUGCCUGGGCCUGCCACCCUUGCCAAGGCCCUCCUGAAGACCCACCCCGAAGCCCAGCGGGCAAUCGAGGAGCCACCCCUGGGCCCUGAGCCGAAGCGCUGCAGGCUGGACUCAGGUGACGAUGAGGACGUUUACAGUGAAGGAAGAUUACCCGGGGGGCCACCCCGCAACCCCUUGAUGGAAGGGGAGGAGCCCGAGGCAUCCCCAGAGGAGCCAGGCGUGGUGCGUGCAGUGGGAAGCCCCGAGCCCAGCACGGCCUCUUCCUCGUAACCCUGACGGAGACGGAAAAUCCCUCGGAGAGUCCCUGCCAGCGUCCUUGGUGGCCCAAGCCUCAGAUUCUCAGUGGGAACAUUCAUGAUGAUGACCUAAGAAAGAAGUAUGUAGGCGCAAACACCCUUAUAAACAAUAACUGGUUGGUGUUCCAGGCCACCCCUCUGCAUGCAUCCCCCCCGCAAAAUAAUAAGGUUCACUUUGCCGUCACUGCAGAAAAAUCCUGAAAAAAUUUAUAGUGACAAAAAUCACUGGUAAUUCUCCCAUUUAGACACGAAUCGUCUAAAAGAUGUUUUUGAUCUACAAUACAUACUA
Molecule: messenger RNA, 988 nt
Organism: Echinops telfairi (small Madagascar hedgehog)
Lineage: Eukaryota; Metazoa; Chordata; Mammalia; Afrosoricida; Tenrecidae
Gene: FLYWCH2
Product: FLYWCH family member 2
Exons: 3
Coding region: 197-673 (158 amino acids)
Source: RefSeq, a predicted model, not a curated record